Messenger RNA from Lathyrus sativus (Indian pea), 1464 nucleotides. NCBI's taxonomy places the organism in Eukaryota, Viridiplantae, Streptophyta, Magnoliopsida, Fabales, Fabaceae. The record is from the annotation of a GenBank genome assembly.
AUGGCUAUUGACACUCCUCUACUAGAUGACAAUGCUGCCUCUUCUUCUAGUGUUGCUGAUCAUCAAGAAGGCAAGCCAUUGAAACUUGUUCGCAAAGUUGGCGUGGAAUCGAAGAAGCUGUGGCUAAUUGCUGGUCCAGCAAUAUUGACUACCUUAUCUCAGUUCUCAAUUGGUGCAUUCACUCAAACAUUUGUUGGUCAUGUUGGUGAGCUUGACCUUGCUGCUUUUGCGGUCGAAAACUCUGUCAUUGCUGGAUUUGCCUUCGGUUUCUUGUUGGGUAUGGGAAGUGCAUUGGAGACACUAUGUGGACAAGCAUUUGGUGCUGGUCAAAUAAGAAUGAUGGGAGUUUACAUGCAAAGAUCAUGGAUUAUCUUGUUGGUUACUGCCUUUUUGAUGUUACCAUUUUAUAUUUGGGCACCUCUACUCUUGAAGCUCGUCGGGCAGGCUGACGACGUAGCAGAUGCAUCUGGUCAAUUCGCUCUGAUGAUGAUACCACAAUUAUUUGCAUAUGCAAUAAACUUUCCAAUCCAAAAGUUCUUACAAUCACAAAGCAAAGUCUUUGUGAUGUUAUGGAUAUCAGCAGGUGUUUUGGUUUUCCAUGUAAUUUUCAGUUGGUUUCUAAUCUUGAAACUUGGAUGGGGCUUAGUUGGAGCUGCAAUUUCUCUUAACUCAUCAUGGUGGCUCAUUGUCAUUGGUCAACUCUUGUACAUUUUCAUCACCAAAUCAGAUGGUGCAUGGAAUGGAUUCUCAUGGCUCGCAUUCGCAGAUUUGUAUAGUUUUGUCAAACUUUCUAUUGCUUCCGCUGUUAUGUUAUGCUUGGAGUUUUGGUACUUGAUGAUACUUGUGCUGGUAGCAGGGCAUUUAAGAAACCCUAUAGUACCUUUGGAUGCCAUAUCUAUUUGUAUGAACAUAAAUGGUUGGGAUAUGAUGAUCGCGCUAGGGUUUAACUGUGCAAUAAGUGUGAGAAUAUCAAAUGAACUUGGAGCUGGUGAUUUUCGGGCUGCAAAAUUCUCAGUGAUAGUGGUUUCGCUAACAUCGAUUUUCAUCGGUGUUGUUGCAAUGGUCUUAGUCCUAACAACACGAGAUUAUUUUCCUCAAUUAUUUACCUCAAGUGAUGAAGUUGCUAAACAAACAACUAAACUUGCUGCAUUGCUUGGUGUCACUGUUCUUCUUAACAGCCUUCAACCAGUCUUGUCUGGUGUUGCUGUUGGAGCUGGUUGGCAAUCUCUUGUAGCAUACAUUAAUCUUGGAUGUUAUUAUGUUGUUGGAUUACCGGCAGGAAUAUUGUUAGGGUUCACAUUUGGUUUUGGAGCCGAGGGUAUUUGGUCUGGUUUGAUUGGAGGCAUAGUCAUGCAAACCAUUAUCCUUAUAAUCAUCACUUCAGUAACCAAUUGGAAAAAAGAGGCAGAUGAAGCAGAAAGUCGUGUGCAGAAGUGGGGAGGAUCAACUUCAUAUGAGAAUUGA